AUGGGAGCUAUAAAGUUAUGUAUUUACGCUGCGUUUAUUUUCGCUGCUUUCAUUGAAGCUUCGCCGUAUAAAUAUUUCCAUAAGAACAUUGAUUCCGCUAACAGAGUAAGGAGACAAAAUCCAUUAGACGACAUGGAUCCCUUCUAUUUAAGCUAUGAAUCAGAUCCGUAUACGUCAAGUGUCCAGAACUUUGGUUUAAUGGUACCUCCACCAAUAAACAUUGAAGUUCCAGGUGCAAAGAAAGCUUAUAGUUGCUCCUUAAUAAAUUGCGGCCCUGAAACCCAAACAGAAGCCGUUUGCGCCUGCAAUUUUAAUACUGGCAAAGUUGUCUCCUUUAAGAAUCAGUGUGAUGUAAUUAAACACAACUGUAGAUUUGAUACAGAAUUUAGGGUCAUUUUACAGGAGAUAUGCCCAUGGGAGUUUCAGUCGAGACGAGACAACAAGCCGAUGAAUUUUGACUACACCAACUCAAAAUACUAUAAUUGA
Messenger RNA from Pieris macdunnoughi, 486 nucleotides. The record is from the annotation of a GenBank genome assembly. NCBI's taxonomy places the organism in Eukaryota, Metazoa, Arthropoda, Insecta, Lepidoptera, Pieridae.